AUGUGUCCUUCAGGAAUCAAUGACUUUCCCAUGACAAACUCCAGCCAUAUAAAGGAAGGAUUACAUGUGCUGGCAAAAUACAAAAGACCAUUGCUUGUACAUGCUGAGGUUCAACAAGAGUUAGGAGGUGACUUGGAAAUGAUAAAUGGUGCUGAUAGUCCUAGAUCCUAUUCCACAUAUCUCAAGACUAGGCCUUCUUCAUGGGAACAAGCAGCUGUAAGAGAGCUCUUAACUGUAACGAAAGACACCAGGACUGGAGGUCCUGCUGAAGGGGCCCAUCUUCACAUUGUGCAUCUAGCUGAUGCCAGAUCCUCUUUAGAACUCAUAAAGGAAGCAAAAGGUAGCGGUGAUAGUGUGACAGUAGAAACAUGCCCCCACUAUUUAGCCUUUUCAGCUGAAGAAAUUCCUGAUGGAGAUACCCGUUUUAAGUGUGCUCCACCUAUUCGCGAUGCAGAAAAUAAAGAAAAACUGUGGAAAGCUUUAAUGGAUGGAGACAUUGACAUGUUAAGCUCUGAUCACUCCCCCACAGUUCCAGAACUCAAACUUUUCAAUGAUGGUGACUUCCUCAGGGCAUGGGGUGGCAUAUCUUCUUUGCAGUUUGUGCUUCCUGUAACAUGGUCACAUGGGCUUAAAUAUGGAAUAAAUUUGAAUCAAUUAUCUUCGUGGUGGAGUGAGAAGCCUGCCAAACUUGCUGGUCAGGAUUUAAAGGGGGCCAUUGCAGUUGGAUAUCAUGCAGACAUUGUUGUCUGGGAACCAGAAGUAGAAUUUGAACUCGAUGACAAUCACCCUGUAUACUUAAAGCAUCCGAAAAUCUCUGCGUACAUGGGAUCAAAACUCAGCGGAAAGGUCUUGGCAACAUUUGUACGAGGGAACCUCGUUUUCAAGGAGGGGAAGCAUGCUCCUGCUGCCUGUGGUGCCACAAUUUUGGCUACAUAG
Molecule: messenger RNA, 936 nt
Organism: Fraxinus pennsylvanica
Lineage: Eukaryota; Viridiplantae; Streptophyta; Magnoliopsida; Lamiales; Oleaceae
Source: the annotation of a GenBank genome assembly